Penicillium canescens is the source of this 1617-nucleotide messenger RNA. Its product is annotated as putative carboxylesterase. The record is from RefSeq and is a predicted model, not a curated record. The coding region runs from base 1 to 1617 and encodes 538 amino acids. Lineage: Eukaryota; Fungi; Ascomycota; Eurotiomycetes; Eurotiales; Aspergillaceae. The transcript is spliced from 2 exons.
AUGAGACUAUCGUCGCUCAUUCUCCCUCUCAUCGGCCUGGGUACCACCGCCAGCGCCGCAUAUGACAAUCCUCUAGUGAAUCUCGACUACGGAGCCUUCCAGGGCCAAUAUGAUAGCACAUACAACCUCUCAUAUUUCCGCAAAAUCCCAUUUGCUUCACCACCAGUAGGCGAGAACCGUUUCCGCGCGCCUCAACCUCCACAGAAGAUCAUCGGAGGCAGCUAUGACACAAACCAAGACUUCGACAUGUGCCCCCAGCGCACAGUCAACGGAAGCGAAGACUGUCUGUAUCUAGGCCUCUUCUCACGGCCAUGGGAUCUAUCCAAGAAAACAAAAAGACCAGUACUGGUCGUAUUCUACGGUGGAGCCUUCAUCCAAGGCAGCGCCGCUUUCACCAUGCCACCGUCCUCAUUCCCAAUUCUCAACGUGAGCAAUCUCAAUGACUACGUCGUGAUUUAUUCAAACUAUCGCGUCAAUGCCUUUGGCUUCUUACCCGGAAAAGCAAUCAAGGAAUCAUCGACUUCAGAUCUAAACCCGGGCCUACUGGACCAACAAUACGUCCUGAAAUGGGUGCAAAGCCACAUCCACAAUUUCGGCGGCGAUCCCAAGAAUGUAACAAUCUGGGGCCAGUCAGCUGGUGCAGGUUCGGUCGUUGCCCAAGUCCUCGCAAAUGGACGAAACGGCCAGCCGAAGCUUUUCUCCAAAGCCCUUGCUAGCUCACCCUUCUGGCCGAAGACUUAUGCCUACAAUGCACCGCAAGCAGAGGAAAUUUACACCCAAUUCGUCAAUCUGACAGGCUGUGCCGGCUUCAAAAAUGACCAUGAAACAAUCUCCUGCCUCAAAUCCGUAGACGUGCAAAAAAUCCGCGACGCAAACCUCGUCAUUGCCGCAAGCCACACUUGGACAACCAGCUCCUACACCUGGGCCCCAGUGAUAGACGGGACCUUCCUCACCGAGACGCUUACAGAAGCUGUCAAUAGCGACUCCCUGAACACGGAGUUCGUCUGGGGUAUGUACAACAGCCACGAGGGACAGAACUUCGUACCACCAGGUCUUGACAGUGCAGUCUCAGUGAAUGGAUUCAAUUCCUCAAUUGAAAGUUUCCAAAGCUGGCUUAAUGGAUUUGUACCUGGGUUAUCGGCGAAACAGAUCAAACAAGUCGAGUCUGUUUAUUACCCAGCUGUUGGGAGUACGGAGACUAUUACGCGUUAUAAUACUUCCCUUGUUAGGGCUGGGUUGGUUUAUCGGGAUGUUGUGCUGGCUUGUCCGGCUUAUUGGAUUGCUUCGGCUGCUAGCAGAAAUGGGUAUCUUGGGGAGUAUACUAUUUCGCCGGCGACGCAUGGGAGUGAUACUAUCUAUUGGAAUCGUAUCAAUGCUGUUCAGCAGACAAACCCCGUCGUGUAUGAAGGCUAUGCUGGGGCUUUCGCGAGUUUCUUCCAGACUGGUGAUCCGAAUGCCCACAAGGUGACGAACGCUUCGCAGCCUGGCGUACCGGAGCUACAGAGCACCAAAAAGGAAUUUGUUAUUGUGGAUGAUGGUGUUGAGAAUGUAAAGCUGGAUCAAUUGAAGAAGAGAUGUGACUUCUGGCGAAAGCUGGCGAAGGAGGUACCUGUGUGA